Messenger RNA from Psylliodes chrysocephalus, 1166 nucleotides. Lineage: Eukaryota; Metazoa; Arthropoda; Insecta; Coleoptera; Chrysomelidae. The record is from the annotation of a GenBank genome assembly.
UGUCAUUGUUUUUUUUGCAAAAUUUUGCUUAUCCACCGCUUUUCGAGGUUAUGUCCGUAUAUUUUCAUUAAAUUUUGAAAUUCAUUGAAUUAAUUUCGAUAUGGCUGAAAGUGCUGGCAACUGGUGCUUAAUCGAAAGCGAUCCAGGAGUUUUUACGGAAUUAAUACGAGAGUUUGGAUGCAAAGGGGUACAAGUCGAAGAGUUGUGGAGUUUAGACGGAGAACAGUUCGAAAGUUUAAAACCCAUCCAUGGAUUAAUAUUCCUGUUCAAAUGGACAAAAGAUGAUGAACCUUCGGGUUCUGUAGUACAAGAUAAUCGUUUAGAGAAAAUUUUCUUUGCUAGACAAGUUAUAGAAAAUGCUUGUGCGACUCAGGCUAUACUGAGCAUACUUUUAAAUUGUCGACACUCUGAUUUAAAGCUUGGACAUACUUUAUCAGAGUUGAAAGAAUUUUGUCAAGGAUUUGACGCCAAUAUGAAAGGUUUGACUAUUAGUAAUUCUCCUGUUAUCAGAACAGUCCAUAAUUCAUUUGCUAGACAACAGUUGUUCGAGUUCGACCCUUCAGCUGCACAAAAGAAUGAUGAUGUGUUUCAUUUUGUUGGUUAUAUACCGAUAGAUGGACGAUUAUAUGAGUUGGAUGGUUUAAAACAAGGCCCCAUUGAUUUAGGGGCUAUUCCCGCGGAAGCUGAGUGGACAGACAUUGUUAGACCAAUUAUUGAGAAAAGGAUACAAAGGUACAGCGAAGGCGAAAUCCAUUUCAACCUAAUGGCGAUAGUGAGCGAUAGAAAAAUGCUGUACGAACGACAAAUCGAGGACCUUCAAAAGAGCGACUCGAUGGCUAUGGAAACCGAUUCGCAGCGAUCGGAAAUCGCCAGGCUGCGAUUGUUGAUCGCGGAAGAGGAGAACAAGCACCACCAAUAUCAAAUAGAGAGCAUCAGGCGGAAACACAAUUACUUGCCGCUGAUAGUGGAGAUACUAAAAAUUCUAGCCAAGGAAGGGAAACUCUUGCCGUUGUACGAACAGGCCAAGGAGAGGACGAUAAAGAGACAGAAAACGAAAGUUACGACCUAAAAUUUUCAUGUAAUGUCUUAAAAAAAAUGUAUGAAGUGAAAUUUUGUAUUUUUAAAAAUGUAAAACAUGUUGAGUGAAAUAAAAAGUAUGAAUUCGA